Vicia villosa (hairy vetch) is the source of this 3249-nucleotide messenger RNA. Its product is annotated as probable LRR receptor-like serine/threonine-protein kinase At3g47570. NCBI's taxonomy places the organism in Eukaryota, Viridiplantae, Streptophyta, Magnoliopsida, Fabales, Fabaceae. The record is from RefSeq and is a predicted model, not a curated record. The transcript is spliced from 3 exons. Gene Ontology annotation, molecular function: protein binding; protein kinase activity; ATP binding. Gene Ontology annotation, biological process: protein phosphorylation. Bases 1 to 3066 code for a protein of 1021 amino acids.
AUGAAGCCUGAUUUUUUCUUGUUACCUAUGUCCUGUUAUGUAUACAUUCAUUUCUUCACCUUAACCUUAGUGUGGUUUGGUCCAAACAGAACUAUGGCAUUAGAAUUAGGAAACCAAACAGACCAUUUGGCUCUGCUCCAAUUCAAGAAAUUAAUAUCUAGUGAUCCAUAUGGUAACCUAGGUUCUUGGAAUAAUUCAAACCACUUUUGCAAAUGGCACGGAAUCACAUGUAGUCCCAUGCGUCAAAGAGUUACAAGGUUGACGUUGCGAGGAUCCAAAUUGCAUGGAUCCAUUUCUCCAUGUAUUGGAAAUCUGUCUCAUCUGAGAUACCUCAAUCUUGGAAACAACGUCUUCUAUGGAAACAUUCCACAAGAACUUGGUUGUUUGUCAAGAUUAAGGUAUCUAAUUUUACUCAACAACUCGUUUGUCGGAGAGUUUCCUAUAAACUUGACAAAGUGCUCUGAGCUUAAAAGCGUAUAUUUAGCAGGAAAUAAUCUUAUUGGCAAAAUACCUAGCCAAAUUGGCUCUCUUCAAAAGCUUCAAAGUUUCUACGUGGGAAGAAACAAUUUAUCUGGAAAAAUACCUUCAUCCAUAAGGAAUCUUACAUCCCUUUCUAUUUUUUCGAUCAGUUUCAAUAACUUGGAGGGAAAUUUUCCACAUGAAAUGUGCUUCCUAAAAAAGUUGAAGGCUAUAGCCGUGCAGGUCAACAAAUUGUCUGGUACAUUUCUUUCCUGUCUUUAUAAUAUGUCAUCUCUUAAAGUGAUUUCAACUGCAGCCAAUGAAUUUAAUGGUUCUCUUCCACCCAAUUUGUUCCACACUCUCCCCAAUCUCCGAUAUUUUGCAAUCGGAGGAAAUCAAUUCUCAGGUCCAAUCCCUACUUCCAUUGCAAAUGCUUCUAUUUUGGCAAUAUUUGAUAUAAGUCAAAACCAUUUUGUUGGACAAGUUCCAAGUCUAGGGAAGCUACAAAGUCUUUUGGAGAUAUAUAUGGCUGCAAACAAUCUAGGUUACAAUUCAACUAAGGAUUUAGAGUUUUUAAAAUCGUUGACAAACUGUAGUAAGUUGCAAUCGAUCACAUUAUUCGGAAAUAAUUUUGGAGGAAGUUUGCCAAGUUCUGUUGGCAAUCUAUCCACCACAAUUAGUCAACUAAAUUUAGGGAGCAAUCAAAUACACGGAAAAAUUCCUACCGAAUUAGGAAAUCUAAUUAACUUGAGUCUCUUGAACAUGAUAGAUAACCUCUUGGAAGGAACAAUUCCAACUACUUUUGGGAAGUUUCAAAUGAUGCAAAAGUUAAUAUUGGUUGGAAACAGAUUAUCAGGGAAUAUACCAUUCUUCAUAGGUAACCUCACUCAAUUGUAUGGUUUGGGACUAGAUGAAAAUAUGUUAGAAGGGAACAUUCCUCCAAAUAUUGGAAAUUGUCGAAAUCUACAAUACCUAGGCUUUGCACAAAACAACCUUAGAGGAGUCAUACCCUCGGAGAUUUUAAGUAUUUCGUCUUUAACAAAUUUUUUAGACUUGUCACAGAACUCAUUGAGUGGUAGUUUGCCAAAAGAAGUCGGUACUCUAAAGAAUAUCAAUUGGUUAGAUGUCUCUGAGAAUCAUUUGUCAGGGGUCAUUCCAGAAACCAUUGGUGAAUGCAUAAGCUUAGAAUAUCUUAAUUUGAAAGGGAACUCCUUCGAAGGAAUCAUACCGUCCUCAUUGGCAUCUCUCAAAGGUCUUGAAAAAUUAGAUUUGUCUCGAAAUCACUUGUCUGGUCCAAUUCCAAAAGUUUUGCAGAAUCUUUCUAUUCUCGAGUACUUCAAUGUUUCUUUCAACAUGUUGGAAGGCGAGGUACCAAUUGAAGGUGUCUUUCGAAAUGCAAGUGGUAUAGUAGUGAUCGGUAACAAUAAGCUCUGUGGAGGUAUUUCAAAGCUACAUCUACCGCCGUGCCCUGUCAAGAGUACGAAACCUGCAAAAAACCAUAAGUUUGUGUUGAAGGUUGUGAUUGUUAGUGUGGUUGUUUUUAUUCUAUUGUUGGCAUUUAUUACAAUUGUCUAUUGGAUAAGAAAAAGAAACAAGAAACAAUCUUCAGAUUCACCAACAAUUGACCAACUAGCUAAGAUUUCAUACAAAGACCUUCAUCAAGGAACCGACGGGUUCUCAGAUAGAAACCUCAUUGGAUCAGGAAGUUUUGGUUCUGUGUAUAAAGGACGUCUUGUGUCAAAGGAUAAAGAUGUUGCGGUAAAGGUCGUGACGCUACAAAAGAAGGAAGCUCAAAAGAGUUUUAUUGCCGAAUGUAAUGCACUAAAAGGUAUACGACAUCGAAAUCUUGUUAAGAUUCUAACAUGUUGUUCUAGUAUUGAUUACAAAGGUCAAGAAUUUAAAGCUCUAGUUUUCGAUUACAUGACAAAUGGAAGCUUAGAAGAAUGGUUGCACCCAAAGACCGAGAAUGUAGAGCUUUUGAAAACAUUAGAUUUUCGUCAAAGGUUGAAUAUGAUUAUCGAUGUUGCUUCUGCAUUACAUUAUCUUCAUCGUGAAUGUGAGCAAAUGAUCGUUCAUUGUGAUCUAAAGCCAAGCAAUAUCCUUCUUGACGAUGACAUGGUUGCACAUGUGAGCGAUUUUGGAAUAGCAAGACUUGUCUCUUCCACUGAUGUUACCUCUCGUGAAGAAACUAGUACAAUCGGAAUAAAAGGGACUAUUGGAUAUACUCCUCCAGAGUAUGUAAUGGAUUCUAAAGUUUCUACAUCCGGCGACAUGUAUAGCUUUGGGAUAGUUAUAUUGGAAAUGCUUACCGGAAAAAGACCAACAGAUGAAAUGUUUCGAGACAGUCAAAAUAUGCAUAACUUUGUUGCAACUUCAUUUCCUGAUAAUUUAGCACAAAUUUUGGACAAACACAUUGUUCCAAGAGAUGAAGAAGCAACAAUAGAAGAUAGAAACAAUCAUCAACUUAUGCUAACUGUGGAGAAGUUAGUAGUUUCACUUAUUCGAAUUGGACUUGCUUGUUCAAUGGAAUCUCCAAAUGAAAGAAUGAAUAUAGAAGAUGUUACUAGAGAGCUAAACAUAAUCAGAAAGGACAAUAGAAGCACUUAAGUGGAGGUGCUUUUCAAAAUGGGAUAAAGCAGUGAUUUGACUUAUUGGAGUGAAAUAGAGAUAGUCAUUAGAGUUGGUUAAUAGUGUUUUGUAUUUCAGUAUGAAUUGAUUUACGACUGGUUUAUUUGAAUUCAAGUGUUUGUUUAUCUACCGUCUUAAAUUUCAAUUGUAGAGGUUGAGAUU